GUCGAUUAAAUUCACAAAAACGACGUCAUUUUAGUAAAAGAAGAAAAUUGAACAUAUCAAUUGGACCACUGCUUUUGUGGUUUCGACUAUCAUUGACCGAUAUUGACUACCGCUUCUUGCAUUUGAUAUUCCAGUCGAUUUUAUGAUAGAUACCGGUUGAACCUUAUUAUACGGUGAUGACAACAUAAACUUGUUCCUAAAAUAAUCCAUAAAAAAUUUGGUCAAACCCUCAAAAGUAAUCCGCCCCCAAAUUAAUAGCAGGUUAGCAACGCCAACAUGGAAUAUGUCUCAGGAGAGAAACAGAAAAAGCCAUACACACCAAAAAAAAAAAAAAAAACCCCUUCGCUUCCGUCCAGAUCCCUUCUUUCAGACAAACAUCGAUCGAUCCCUCACCAGCCAAAAAUCUGUUCCUCUUCCUCCAAAUUUUUUUUGUGCGUACCUGCUUUUCUCUGAUUAACAGCGCAUUCCUUCUUCCCCAAAAUUGAAAUCUAAAUCCGGCCACCGCCAUGCCAGCCCUCAAACUGAGCAUGGCCGCUGCUUCCUUCUGCGCCAAACCCUACAAAUGGCCUCGCUCCGCUUUCCCUCCUUCCCCUUCUCCCAAUUCACCCACCACCACCACCUCCGCCGCCGGUCUCCUCCCUCUUCCGCCCCCUUCCUCCGCCGCCGCCGUGCUCUCGCUCUGUGCGGUCCCAAUCAAUUGCGGAAGAGCGUGGCGCAGGAUACCACCCUGCGCACACCUCGCUCCUUUUAAUGAUUGUUAUCGGUACCAAAUUUUUAGCUGUAGCAGUAAUAAUAAAAAAGAUAUUUUUUUUAAUAUAAGCGCCACCACCAGCAGCGGCAGUUUGUUAUUAGGGCUUCCUUCUCAUUUCUCAUCUUCCUCCCUCCGAAAUUGUGGCUUGCCGCCGUUCGCUCGUAGGGCUGCCGGAUUCUCCGCUGGAUCCGAUUCUUCCUCGUCGUCGCCUUCCGGGUCCGGUGGUGUGAUCGCGGAAGAUAUGGGAUCCGGUAACAAGGCGCCCGUGGACGGCGUCGAGUGGUACCCUGGUGGCGACGGCGUGAACGGAUUAGAUCGACCGUCUUCUUCGCCGUCGCCCGAUCAUCGGAAGCAGGAGGAAUGCUCGUCGAAAUUUCUCACGCUGCCUACCAUUUUAACACUCGGCCGCGUUGCUUCCGUGCCGCUUCUCAUCGGCACCUUUUACAUUGACACUUGGUUGGGAAGAACUGCUACAACUAGUAUCUUCCUUGCUGCGGCAGUAACUGAUUGGCUUGAUGGGUACCUCGCGCGGAAGAUGAGGUUAGGGUCUGCCUUCGGUGCAUUUUUGGAUCCUGUAGCUGAUAAGCUUAUGGUUGCUGCUACCUUGGUUCUCUUGUGUACUCAACCUUUGGAAGUUCCUAUGCUCGGGCCAGUUCCAUGGCUACUCACUGUGCCUGCGAUUGCUAUUAUUGGUCGGGAGAUAACAAUGUCAGCAGUCAGGGAAUGGGCUGCUUCACAAAAUACGAAGCUUCUAGAGGCUGUUGCAGUAAAUAACUUGGGGAAAUGGAAAACUGCUACACAGAUGAUCGCGUUAACCAUACUUCUUGCGACCCGAGAUGGAGGGGUUGGAGGCCAUGGGGCAUUUGUAGCCUCUGGUGUUGGUUUGCUUUAUAUUUCAGCAGGUCUCUCGGUAUAUUCUUUAGCCGUGUACAUGAGUAAGAUUUGGAAAGUACUGCUCAAGUAGCUAGCUUGACUUCGCCGCAACCUGCAUAAUCCUCUGUCGUGAGUCGUGACCAUCACUUCUUGCUAGUGACGGUGGAUUGAGAGGAAAGCUGCUGUACAGGAGAAGUCUCAGCUCAUCUCCUUGCCUUUUAAAGGUGAAGCUGUCUCUCUCUGGACAUGGUUGCCGAGCUUUUGCUGGUGUUUGGGAAGCAACAGUUCUUAACAUUCUGAGAUUCCGUGUAUAUGUAUAUAUAUUUGGACAGAAAGCCCUUCUCUGCUUAAAAUAUUAGCCGGAUUUUGGUUGGCAGUGGAUUAAGGUUGAAGCUUCCACAGUACUGGUCUACGAGCUUGACCUCGGCUGGAAACUAUGUGCAUUGAUAAGAUGAGCUGUGAUGCAACCGCCAAUCUUCUGUAUUUCUUACUUAGGCAAUAAAACACAGCAACUUGUUUGGAUGAAACUUUUGAGUUAUACAGCAUUAAUGCAAGAGCAGUGGUAUCACAUUUCAUUUGUACCUGUUGCAUCUUGUGACACACGGCAUGGAAACUUAAGAGUAGAUAUUUGUUUAUUUGUGACAUCUGCUAAUGUCGAUGCCUGCUGGUAGCAUUGCCAUUGCCAACUGAAAUCAAGAGUCUAAUUACGAUUGUCAUCCGCAAUUAUUAAAACUUCUCUCUCAUAGAUUCGAC
Molecule: messenger RNA, 2377 nt
Organism: Linum tenue
Lineage: Eukaryota; Viridiplantae; Streptophyta; Magnoliopsida; Malpighiales; Linaceae
Source: the annotation of a GenBank genome assembly